Messenger RNA from Prorocentrum cordatum, 975 nucleotides. Lineage: Eukaryota; Dinophyceae; Prorocentrales; Prorocentraceae. The record is from the annotation of a GenBank genome assembly.
AUGACUGUCGUGAUCAUGCGGGCACUUACGUAUUGUUUUUCCUCCAACCUUUCGUUCCAGUGCUCUCCUGAGCUCACCAUGCGUGGGGCCACAGACGCUCCAGUCACCACGGCCGCAAUGAGAGCGCUGGUGGGCGAGUUCAUGACGACGGUCGACACGAAGAUCAAAGAAGCCGUCGCCCCCAUCACCGCGAAUAUGAACACCAACAGUGCGGAGCUUGUCAGGCGGAUCAAUCUCGCCCGAGCCGAGUUGAAGGAGCAUGAUGCCAGGACCAAGGUGAAAGCGACCUCCCCGAUCGCCGCCAAUGCGGAGGGUGAGUUCCAUCGAGUUCCCCAGUCGUACGUCAUCAUUUUGCAGACUCCAGAUCAGGCCAAAGAGUUCCGCAUCCAGGCGGGUGUCACUACGAUGCAGUGGAUCGACCCGAGGAACCAGAGGCAGUACACGCUCCGUGCCAGGGGCGACUUGCCCGAAGACGUGAGGGACAAGCAGCGAGCCUUGUCGAAGCUAUUCAUCCCGAUCCGCGACCUGUGUCAGAAGAGCGCGAACUGGCCCCCUAACUGUCGUGUUGAAGUCGAUGGUUUCAAGGGCAGACUCUUCGUGACCAACGGCGACGACAUCUGGACGCUCAUCGCGACCAACCAGAUCUCCAUGGACAAGUUCAACUUCGUCCCCGUCGGCGACGAGCUUUCCGACCGGGGGGUAAACAUGCCGCAGGUUUUCAGCAUCUGCACCUGGAACUGUCAGACUCUCUUCUACUCCAUCCACUCCCCCAUCUCGCGCAGCAAGCCAACGUUCGACGUCGCGAGGCGCCUCAUGGGCAAGCGCUCCAUCGCGCGCGUGCAGGGGGUCCACGGGUGUCCUGGGGAUCUGCGCACUCUUCGCAGUGAACUACCCGAUGUGGAGGUGUUCGGGUCGUUCGACUCUUCCGAGUGCGCCGGCGGCAUUGUCGCGCUCGUCCAGUCCAAGCUGUUCUCU